AUGUGUGUUGUGCCUGACCGCCCCUCGCUGCCUGGGGAUGAGCCUCGAGCGUUGUGUCUGUAUUCUCCUGCAGACCGUCCCGAUGCUCCUCCUCAUCUUUCGUCCGAACUGCCUGGCUCCGACUCCGAUCGUGCCAGUCCUCGCCCUGCCAUGGCCUCUGCGACCAGCCACUGGGGGACGCUGAUCAACCCGGAUAAAAGCCCGGCACCGCGGUUGGAGCAACUAUGUCUCGGCAUCGCGCAGUUAAUGCCCUCGUUCGACUCGAACCCAACUAGCGAUCUCACGCCAGACCGCCUCGCCGCCUUCUAUCGCAAGGUCGGUGGUAAUUACGAUCCACUCUUCCUCGAGACCAAAUCCCAAGCCCUCUCGUUCAUCUACCAGUCCCUCGGAUGUUUCCACAGUCUGCAACCUUCAAAAAGUCCCUACGAACCCCCCGCGGUACCCUCGCUUUGCCCAAAUGGCUUCGUUCGAUGGCAGACCAUUCAGCUGCUCAUGGACCCGGAUGAGCACUGGCGCUUUCUCAACAACGCGGUGGGAAUGUGGGACAUAGUCGAUGCCAAGGGCGAGACCUUCCCCAAGAGCAUCCCCCGCGAUGCGUUUCCCUCAGAACCAGACCCAGAAAUGCUACAGUGGCAUGAAGGCGUCGCCAAGCGACUGGAAUACGAUUAUGUGAAGAGGAACGCCCAUAGGGCGUCGCCCCCAAAUUUCGGUGCUUAUCACUAUCAUUUCAGUGGAAAGGAUCCGUUGCCUGAUGAGGAGGAUUACUUUUCACAUCCUCCGUCUCGACCAGGACCACGCCGACAUAAGACUCAUUAUGAUUCAGAUCGGCCGAGUCGACGAAAAAGUCACCGGCGGCGUCUGAGCUCGGAUGACCAUCACGCGCCUAGCAGUCGCAGACCGGAAUCAAAAUUCUUUGCCAGGCCAGAUGGCGGUCGUUCUGGCGUCUCGUCUCCACGAGUACAGUCUCCAGGAGCUCCACCUUACACCGAUCGGCCGCCACGCUCUCGAGGUCGAGACCAUCCGGCCUGGUACAGCCAUCCUCUGAGCCCGGGGAGGGACGAAGCACCGUCUCAUUCGCAUCCUCAGUCCCAUUCACACUCCCACACCUACGAUGCCGAAGCGUCGGACCAAUCCCCUCGCAAGGAUAACUCCGACGCCCUUCCCAAACACCGUUCCCGACCCAACAACCUAUCCCCCCCAGCGGAUUCCCGGGGCCGCCGUCAUUCACAUGAUGCAUACAUGCGCAAACCCUACCGCGAUCUCUCGCCCGUAGCGGCCCGACGCUCCCACGGUAGUGGCAGCCACGAGCUACGUUCUUCGCGGUCCAGCAAAUCCCGGCGCGAAGGGCGAUCACGCUCCCGACCCCCACCGCCACCCGACAUUCAAUUCCGCAACCCCGUCUUCGACGGACCCGUACCGGCACCUGCACCAGAGCCCCCGCAGUAUACGGCAAAACCUCCACCGCGAGCCGUGCCUCGUCACCGGUUUAAUCUCGAGCCGGAAGAAAACCGGCGAGGCAGCUACAGCGGCGGCAGCACGGGUGGUAGUCGACCUGGUAGCGGCGGGAGUAGCUCAGAACGGCCGCGCUCAUUCAGCAGUGCUGGACUAUAUCCACGAAAUUCUCGCUGGACGAGUCCCGUUCGAAGUUCUGCCGCUAAGCGCUAUGUGCCGACUACGUUGGCGGAAGAUGCUGCAUAUGACCCGCCAUCGCCGCGCCGAGCGCCGAUGUACGACUGA
Messenger RNA from Penicillium brasilianum, 1737 nucleotides. NCBI's taxonomy places the organism in Eukaryota, Fungi, Ascomycota, Eurotiomycetes, Eurotiales, Aspergillaceae. The record is from the annotation of a GenBank genome assembly.